Messenger RNA from Mucor velutinosus, 1758 nucleotides. RefSeq lists its product as uncharacterized. The record is from RefSeq and is a predicted model, not a curated record. The transcript has a single exon. Gene Ontology annotation, molecular function: protein binding. Bases 1 to 1758 code for a protein of 585 amino acids. NCBI's taxonomy places the organism in Eukaryota, Fungi, Mucoromycota, Mucoromycetes, Mucorales, Mucoraceae.
AUGAAUGUCCUUCCAAUUGAAUUGGUAUCCUGCAUAUUUGAUCGUACAAACAAACAAGACCAGCUUGUUUGCCAGUUUGUUUGUCGUUCAUGGCAUGUACCUGCUAAAUGCGCCUUCUACAGCAAGGUCGUCAUUGAGGAGAAACAUGAUGAUCUCAAUUUCCACCACCUGUUUCGAUUCAAAAAGUUCAUUGAAUGCAUCUCAUCUGGUGGCUAUCUGCUGCCUACGCCGGGCCAAUUCAUUCAAUCGCUUGUCAUUCACUAUGAGAUUGCAUUGGAAACAAAAUUCAUGCCAACCAACGCGGAUUUUCAACAUUUGGCAGCCGCCUGUCCAAACCUUCAGGAGUUGCAGUUCCCAUCCAACAUGUUUUGGAACAAUGUCAUGUCGAUCGACAAUCAACAGCACUGGAAACGACUGCGAAAAGUACCACAGUUCAAAGUGAUGGCUGACAAACAGAGCUUGGACAAGUUUCUGUACUUUAAAUCCACCCUGUCGUAUCUGCACAUCACCGAAUGGCAAUCCAGCAAACAGCAUUUCAUCGAUAUGAUCAAAUCAUUUACACAUUUGGAAACAUUAAAGAUAACCACUCAACAUGGUUUCACCAGUUUGUAUGAUAUUAUACCCACACUGAUUGAAUGCCCAAAUAUCAAUCAACUAAUCAUGACAUCAAACACGACAUCUACAGCAACACACAAUACAGCUCUGGUGCCCAAACUGCGACAACUCAAACUGACAUCCAGCUCACUGAAUCCUCAGCUCCUUUAUACCAUCACUCAUCAAUUUCCUCAACUUCAAAAACUAAUGUUACACUUUUCUCAGCCAACAAACGACAUAUUCGGCUGGUCAGACGACUUGCAGAUGGCAAUGGCCCACAUGAUCCGUUUCUUAACUUGCUUGCACCAAGCGCAUAUUGAUUUGUUUGUGCCCAACUAUGCCAUUAUGCACCAGCUAGUCAGGCAGUUCUAUUACGCAAAGACGGGACCCAAGCUCUACAUUAGCUAUGGCAGCUGCUCAUCGUUUACCACGGGUCAACCGGAUCUUGUCUACCACAAGGAAGAAACAACAUCAAAUCAACACGUGGGUAAACUAAGUCUGAGAUAUCAGGGACAUUUGCCUGCUGGUAUGGAAGUGAAUGAUCUGCCGCACAUGGCUCUAUUGCAAGAUGACGGUUAUCUGUUGGAUCAAUUAAGUAUCCAGCUCCCAUCUUCGUUUCUGGGCCACACACAAUCUACGGAAACGAUACUCACAUCCUUCUGCCCCAAUUUAAAGGUGUUCAACCUGGUACAAGGCUGCUUUGAUAUGGAAUCAUCUAUCCAGGACGACACGUUGUUAUCAAACCAUCAGUUGACUUUUGUAUCCAUGGAAAGAUCAUUGCUUACUUCAUCAGCAUCUCUGUACAACUUUUCAAAGCUGUAUGCCACAAGUCUCUACUACUUGAAAAUAGACACAUGCAGCUUUUCAACAGAUCUGGCCAUGAGAGCCAUCGAUACUAUCAACAUGCCAUUCACACAAUUCAAGAAACUGAUCAUUAUACAGGAUUAUGGUGUCACAGAUGCUGUCUUAGUUUCUGUCUCUGAGAAGAAAUCACAGCGUACGACCUUUUACUAUUACAUGAGUCAGACACAGGAACUGGUGCCAAUAGCGCCAAGCGUGUUGCAGGAAUAUCAUUUUGAAAAGCCAGCCAUGUCGUUGGAUAUUGUGUGCUAUUCACUAGAUCAAUUGCAGCUGAAUGCAUGCUAUCAUGUACUUUUGAAAUAA